GUGCUGAGGUGACAAGGAAGCUAAGCGGAUGUGAGCGCGCAUAUGUGGACAGAUCGGCGAGAGGAAGCAGCUGUUGCUGAAUUAAGCUGUUUAAUGGGAGCCGUUCCGUUUGGAAAUUAGCCGAAUGUCGUCGUAGGUGUGUCGCGUUUAAUGUGUCUCUACAAGUGAGCGAAGAUGAUGUCAGAAUGCGACCCGACAGAGCCCUGCGAGCCUGCGGACUCAGCCGUCACGCCGCUGUCGCCGGCGGACUCCGGCUUCCAGCCCACGGAGCCUCCAGGUGACUCGUAUGGCAGGAACGGUCCGGGGAUUCUGGCGAAGCCGGGGGUCGCCGUGCGCUACUCGGACUCCUGUGAAAGUGUCCUCACCGAGCUGGAGACGGACGGAUCCAGCGAGGAGACGCUGCUUCUCCCGUGCCUGACCGGAGGAUCGGCGCCUCCGCGGGGAGAGAAGCAGAGCCGGCGGAAGAGACAAAGCUCGUCGUCGGACAAGGACACCGUGGCCUCGCCAGGAGCCAAUGGUGGGGAGUUUAACCAUUUCCCUGCCGAUCCGGAGUUUGCUGACAUCAUCCAAAGGGCUGAACAGGCCAUUGAGAACGGCGUCUGUCCAGAGAGGAUAUCCCAGGGGUCCAGUGGAAGCUACUUUGUCAAAGAUGCAAAACGGAAAACAGUUGGAGUUUUUAAACCAAAGUCAGAGGAACCCUACGGUCACUUGAAUCCAAAAUGGACCAAAUAUUUUCACAAGCUCUGCUGUCCCUGUUGCUUCGGUCGAGGCUGCCUAUUGCCCAACCAGGGUUACCUCUCAGAGGCCGCUGCUUCACUCGUCGACACCAAGCUGUGCUUGGGAAUAGUCCCAAAAACCAAGGUGGUGUACUUGGCCAGUGAGACCUUUCAUUACAGUGCCAUCGACAGAGCCAAGUCUAGAGGAAAGAAAUACGCCUUGGAAAAAGUGCCAAAAGUUGGACGGCGGUUUCACCGAGUGGGUCUUCCACCCAAGGUGGGUUCCUUUCAGCUCUUUGUGGAGGGCUACCGGGAGGCGGACUACUGGCUGCGGCGCUUCGAGGCCGAACCUUUGCCAGAGAACAUCAGGAAGCAGCUGCAGUCUCAGUUCGAACGGCUGGUGGUGCUGGACUACGUCAUCAGAAACACAGAUCGAGGAAACGAUAACUGGUUGAUCAAGUAUGAGAAGCCGGGAGACUCGGAGGCACCGAAGGACCCAGACUGGCCAGAGAACAGCACAGCAGCGUCCUGCAUCAAGAUCGCAGCCAUCGACAACGGCCUGGCCUUUCCCUUUAAGCACCCUGAUGAGUGGAGAGCCUAUCCCUUUCACUGGGCCUGGCUCCCACAGGCUAAAGUGCCCUUCUCGCAAGAGACCAGAGACCUGGUGCUGACCCGGCUCUCCGACAUGAACUUCGUCCAGGACCUCUGUGAAGAUCUCUAUGAAAUGUUUAAGACGGAUAAGGGCUUCGACAAAACCAUGUUCGAGAGACAAAUGUCCGUCAUGAGGGGACAGGUGCUGAACCUGACCCAAGCCCUGAAGGACGGCAAGAGCCCCAUCCAGCUGGUACAGAUGCCCCGUGUGGUGGUGGAGCGCAGCCGCUCGGGUAGCCAGGGCCGCGUGGUCACUUUGGGCAACGCCUUCACGCAAACCUUCCACUGCAAACGUCCCUUUUUCACCUCUUGGUAGAGGAACCACUUGAGCGUGAUGAAUGAAGGGAAUGAUUCUUCGCGAGGAAAACCUUGAGCGUGAUCCGCAAAGAAGUUGGGCACAAGGUCACUUCCUAAUUUAUGAAGCUGUCGUUGUGAUAUCGGCAUUCCAACCAUUUGUGGUUGCCAUGGCGACUUGAAUGAAUAAGGGGCUUUUCACACAGACUGGGUUUGUCAAUUGGUCCGAGGAGGAUGGCGUGAUCCUCACUCAAGAGCCACAGUGGCGUCUUCAGCGUGCUCCUAACCAGCAGCUUGAGAUUCUCCACCGAGCUCAUGCUCCCAGUCUUGUUUUGCCUUGCGUGUUUGCUUUUGGAAAAUGGAAAUGAGCUCACGCUCCACCGGAGGUGUUUGACUGGUGCAGUCAGAGCUCUGCUUCAACCUCGCACCGCGUCAACGAAGCAAACCAGUGUCCUCCACCGUCACUACUGCCAAAACCUGUCUGUGGAAGGACGAGUGCGCAGCCUCUUGAUGAAACUUGAAUAGAAGCCAAUGCAAAAGGCUCGGACUUCGAAUGUAAACAGUUUACUCUUUCUAGACUUCCCGAACAUUUCAAGACACAUGCACGCCGACGUCUUUCUCCUCUCAAGAUGAAUGUAUUGGCUGUCAUGCUGUGUUGGAUUGCCGGCGUGCACGAGGAGACCCUCACUCUGAGACGCCGCGUUUCUUAUUUAUGCAUCUUGAUACUUUUCAUGAUUGUACCAGAAUAGUUGUAUAUUUAACAGAUGAUGAAUAAAAUACA
Messenger RNA from Synchiropus splendidus (mandarinfish), 2442 nucleotides. RefSeq names its product phosphatidylinositol 4-kinase type 2-beta-like. Gene Ontology annotation, molecular function: 1-phosphatidylinositol 4-kinase activity. The transcript has 11 exons. The record is from RefSeq and is a predicted model, not a curated record. Gene Ontology annotation, biological process: Golgi organization; endosome organization; phosphatidylinositol phosphate biosynthetic process. Gene Ontology annotation, cellular component: endosome; trans-Golgi network; plasma membrane. Bases 175 to 1683 code for a protein of 502 amino acids. Lineage: Eukaryota; Metazoa; Chordata; Actinopteri; Syngnathiformes; Callionymidae.